Anopheles bellator is the source of this 2911-nucleotide messenger RNA. It is a transcript of the gene Pdi, whose product is annotated as protein disulfide-isomerase. Gene Ontology annotation, biological process: protein folding; response to endoplasmic reticulum stress. The coding region runs from base 360 to 1835 and encodes 491 amino acids. Lineage: Eukaryota; Metazoa; Arthropoda; Insecta; Diptera; Culicidae. Gene Ontology annotation, cellular component: endoplasmic reticulum. The record is from RefSeq and is a predicted model, not a curated record. Gene Ontology annotation, molecular function: protein disulfide isomerase activity. The transcript is spliced from 3 exons.
AGUCGUGUUCUUCGCUUUUCAACAUAUUUCCCGGAACUGGUCAUUCCUUCGCAACAUAGCCUCACAUUCCUUCAUCGGCACAAAUGUUCCGAUGCUUUUUUGGGUUUCGUUACUCCUAACACGUCAACCACAAACCAAGCCCAUCCCCGGCGUCUAGGACUGGUCUCAUAAAGCGCUUUUCUUUCCCACCGGGUUUCUCAUUCAUCCUACAUUCGUCGAUCCGGUCGGAAGCCGAAAGUUUUCCAAGCGGCUAACGAUUCGCCUGUUCUGUCUGUUCCCAAUUGUGUGCAGUUUCCCCCCACCUCAUUUAAACUACGGCAACCGCAGUUCCGGUGAAAAGCGUCCUAGGAUUGGCCACGAUGAAGCUGCUUCUAUCGGCAUUUGCGUUGCUGACCAUCGCCACCGUAGCGAUUGCAGAGGAAAAGGUCAAAACGGAAGAUGGAGUGCUUGUGCUGACAAAGGAGAACUUCGAUUCGGUAGUCGCCGACAACGAGUUCGUGCUGGUUGAAUUCUAUGCUCCAUGGUGCGGACAUUGUAAGGCUCUAGCUCCGGAGUACGCGAAGGCUGCCAAGGUAUUGGCGGACAAAGACUCGAAGAUCAAGCUCGCUAAGGUAGAUGCAACCGUCGAGCCAGAACUGGCCGAGAAGUUCGGCGUUCGUGGCUACCCGACGCUCAAAUUUUUCCGCAGUGGUUCUCACGUUGACUACACCGGCGGUCGCGAGCAAGACACGAUCGUGUCGUGGCUCGAGAAGAAGACUGGUCCGGCCGCGAAGGAACUGGAAACGGUGGAGGCUGCAGAAGAGUUCCUUAAAGAGAACAACGUAGCAGUGGUUGGAUUCUUCAAGGAUCGUGACUCGAAGGAAGCGAAGGCUUACUUUGCCACCGCGGUUGCCAUUGAUGAUUAUCCGUUCGCCGUUACAAGCAGUGAAGAUGUGUACUCCAAGUACGAAGCCAAAUGCGGCUCCGUUGUGCUGUUCAAGCAGUUCGACGAAGGCAAGGCCGUUUUCGAAGGAGAAGCAACCGAAGAAGCGCUCAAGAAGUUUGUCACAGCCCAAGCCUUACCGUUGAUUGUUGACUUUAGUCACGAAACGGCUCAAAAGAUCUUUGGAGGCGAAAUUAAGAGCCACCUGCUGUUCUUUAUCUCGAAAGAAGCUGGACACAUGAAGGAAUAUGUUGACCCUGCCAAGGAAGUCGCCAAGAAAUUCCGUGAGCAAAUUUUGUUCGUGACGAUCGAUGCCGACCAGGAGGACCAUACCCGCAUUCUCGAGUUCUUCGGUAUGAAGAAAGACGAAGUGCCGUCGCUGCGGAUUAUCCGUCUAGAAGAAGAUAUGGCUAAGUACAAGCCGGAAACUAAUGAUUUGUCCGCGGACAAAAUCGAACAGUUCGUCGCGUCCUUCCUUGAGGGUAAGGUUAAGCAGCAUCUACUGUCCCAGGAUUUGCCAGAGGAUUGGGAUAAAGAGCCAGUCAAGGUUCUGGUUGCCACAAAGUUCGACGAGGUUGUCUUUGACAAAACGAAGGACGUUCUGGUUGAAUUCUAUGCACCAUGGUGUGGACAUUGCAAGCAACUGGUUCCAAUCUACGAUCAGCUGGGCGAGAAAUACAAGGACAACGAGAGCGUUCUGAUUGCGAAGAUUGAUGCUACUGCCAACGAGUUAGAACACACCAAGAUUUCUUCUUUCCCAACGAUCUUCUUGUACCGUAAGGGCGAUAACGAGAAAGUUGAGUUCAAGGGAGAGCGGACACUGGAAGGAUUCGUGAAGUUCCUUGAUGGUGAAAAGGAUGAGCAACCCGAAGAGGAAGAGUCUGAAGAGAAACCAGCAAAGGACGAACUCUAAGCAGAUGCAAGCGCCUUUUUCUGUUGACGGAGGAGAGUACACAAUAGUAGGCGUGGGACGGUAUCGAACUAUCACACAAUCCGCGCCGUUUCGAUACAGUGUUGCCCAAAUUAAUCACAAAAACAAGAUAGCAGAAAGGUUCACUACCCGGCCCACAAACAUACAUACUGCUGCAUUGAUUACCUUCAUCUCGUGUCUAUAACAGUGCUUCAAAACGGAAUGUUGUAUUAAGGUCCUCCAGCGAGAAACACUCCGCAAAAGAAUUGCCCACUUAGCGAAAUUGUCCUAGGAGCAACAAACCGUGUGUAGUAAUAGUUAUGUAAAACUUGGAAAGAGACUGUAAUAUACUAUAUUUUACGAUGGAGAAACUGAUAGAGAAUGCAACGCAACAACAUCAUUCAUCUCGCCGCGAUCAUUCCUUGGAUCUCUUUCGAUAGCUCGAUACUUACUCAGCAUUUCCUUCCUACAUCUGAAAGUGACCUUUUUUCAACACAAGACACGAACGAUAUAAAAACGGAAACAUUAAUUUCCUUUCUGUUUUGAUGUGGAGAAUGAGAAACACGAAAUGAUGAAACAAACCCAGCCCAAGACCUCUAUCGAACACGUUGGUAACAAAAACUUUCAACUAAAAAAUACACUGCACUGUAAAAGGCUGGUCGCAGCAGUAACAAACCUGCAUUUGCAUUUAGUUUCUUUGUUGACGAGAUGAAUGUUAUAUUAACAUUAGGAGCUAUGAAAAAGUCUAGGUACAAUUACCGAGUACUUCUCCAAAUACACAAAUCGAACUCCAGGGAUACGCAACGCAAAAUAAAACACUUUCAUGAAUAACAUUGAAUGAAGAAGUUGAGUGAUUUGAUUUUUUCCUGGCCAGAAUUCGUUUGCACGAGUUAAUUAUUUUAGUUUUCUAAUCUACGAUCAAGACGAGAUUAUGUUCUACAAAGUAUCGCUGUCAGAAAAUGUUAUUGUAAUGGACAACACAGGCCAGAGAACUAUAUUCUUCUUAAAUAAAGUUUCAAAAAUCACAUUCAUUCAAAACAUUUGCACGUUGAUCUAAAUGGAUUUGAACUAUGUACUCG